GACUUUUUGUUAUUGUUCGCACUCACGUCAGUUCGUUCAACAGAUCGUCGCUGAGACAUACAGUUUUUUAAAUUGUUCUCCGAGAGCACUUCUCAAUGAAAGCGGUGAUACAGCGAGUAUUGAGUGCCAAAGUGACUGUGGAUGGAACUGAAGUUAGUUCAAUAGGGAAAGGUGUGCUGGCAUUUGUUGGAAUUUCUGUAAAUGACACAGAAAAGGAUGCAGAGUACAUAGCAAGAAAAAUUUUAAAUUUACGUAUCUUUGAGGAUGCAAACCAAAAGAGAUGGGCUAAAAGCACGUCCGAUCUCAACCUUGAAAUAUUGUGCGUAAGUCAGUUUACACUGUACCACAAGUUAAAAGGCAAUAAGCCAGAUUUUCACUAUGCUAUGGGCCCCAAAGAGUCAAAAAUUCUAUAUGACAAAGUGCUAACGCUUCUAAAAACGAUGUAUGAUCCUUUGUUAAUUAAAGACGGUGUUUUUGGAGCUCAUAUGUGUGUACAAUUAGAAAACGACGGUCCAGUAACUAUUGAAAUCGAAUCAAACACCGUUCGUGAGAACUUAAAGGACACUAAUGAAGUACCAUAAAAUUGCAACGUUCAAAAAUACUGACUCAAUUUGGUAUCUCGUAUCCAUCAUUCAAUACAUGAUUUCCAAGAGUUUGUUAAUUUACGAAGUGCGGACCGAAACUGUACAGUAUCCAAAUAAGGAAUAACAGCAUACAAAAGUUUUGCUGAGAAUUUUUUGGAUUUCCCGCUAAUACUAUGGACGUCGAGCAACGGUAAAACGUGUACGUGUAUCUAUCUUGUAGCUUAUACUCAUUAAAUCAAUCAUAGAUUUUAAAAAUCGUGGAUGACCAACUUCAUCACGAAGUGGGAGGAGCUCACGGCUAUCUGUACACGAAGUUACACGACUUCAAGGUAUGUUUCAUGGGCAAGUUGCAUUUUCCCACCCCUUCAUGACUAUACUAGCGCCAUCUACCAGUAAGCUGGUAAGAGCUAGCCUAGCAGUAGACUAGUACACUUUUCUGUGUAUUGAGCGGUACUCCUUAUUUGGAUAGGUAUAGGUUUUAGGCGUUUACCGUCGGGUUAUUUAGCCAAAUAUUUAUCAUGGACCCCAUGGAAGACACUCAAUGGAACGAUGUUUUACGUCAAAAAGGCAUUAUACCUCCCAAGCCUAAAGAAGCUGAAGUGACUGAGGAACAAAUUGAAGAUAUGCUUGAAAGUGUUGUUAAGAAUUAUACCUCAAAUG
Messenger RNA from Daphnia pulex (common water flea), 1244 nucleotides. It is a transcript of the gene Dtd, whose product is annotated as D-aminoacyl-tRNA deacylase-like. Gene Ontology annotation, cellular component: cytoplasm. The record is from RefSeq and is a predicted model, not a curated record. Gene Ontology annotation, biological process: tRNA metabolic process. The transcript has 5 exons. NCBI's taxonomy places the organism in Eukaryota, Metazoa, Arthropoda, Branchiopoda, Diplostraca, Daphniidae. Gene Ontology annotation, molecular function: D-tyrosyl-tRNA(Tyr) deacylase activity. The coding region runs from base 96 to 581 and encodes 161 amino acids.